Diachasma alloeum is the source of this 3630-nucleotide messenger RNA. RefSeq lists its product as uncharacterized. NCBI's taxonomy places the organism in Eukaryota, Metazoa, Arthropoda, Insecta, Hymenoptera, Braconidae. Bases 244 to 1932 code for a protein of 562 amino acids. The transcript has a single exon. The record is from RefSeq and is a predicted model, not a curated record.
GCCAGUGGAGUACCUGAAGCCCAUCAGCCAUCCGUCGAAAGUUCCGACAACCCCUAAAAAUCGUGAACUCUCCCCAAAAAUGUUGGAAUCUGCAUAAAAAUUCAACUUCCCCGAGCUGAAUACCCUGCCGUUACCAAAGACAUUAGUCAUGGACUUCGCAAAAAGAACGACAACCAACCCCUAGUGCGCAAACCACCCGUCGCCAUCGAAUAGUCUUCAGACAAAAAAUAAAUAAAUCUGAAGAUGCCGGCGUGUGCCAGUGACAGCAUGACGCGUUUCUACCCGUCGCCGCCGCCGUCGCGGAGCAGUAGUGCCUCCCCGACCCUCUCCAGCUCCCCCAUAUCGAGUUUCCCUCCCAAGUCGUCGCACCUUGGGACCGCGCACCGCUCUAAAUCGACCUUCGCCGCAAGUUCCACCUCCACCAGGUCGCAGUCCUCCUCGCAGCCGCGACCCCCGAGGCGUCGCCAGGAGGUGCCUCCCUCCAGCGCGAAGAACCAGCCGCCGCGACCCCAGGAGGUCACCCUCCUCGCGAUCCUCCUGUCCCUGCUCUCCCCGAGGCGCCUCGUCAGCUGGUACUUCAGCCUCCUCUUCAGCCUGAUCUCCAGAUUCUACGAGGCAGUCGUCUUCACGAUCCGCGCGCCAGCGCUCUGGGCGUCCGCCUGGCUCUGCCUCUUCGUGGUGAUUCUCCAACUCCCCCUGACCCUCCUCAAGUGGUUCCUGAUGCUGCUCUACACCCCAGCCUCGGAACUCGCCAGGAGCAAGCGCUGCGUCCUGAUCAGCGGUGGCAGCACAGUCCAAGCAGUCCACCUGGCCCGAAACUUCCACAAGGCAGGUGCGCGCGUCGUCAUCUGCGAGGUGGAGGGCCUCUUCAGUCUCGCGAGAUUCUCAACCGCUUGUUCCAAGUUCUACACAGUCCCGAAGCCGGGACCCGGCAGCGCUGUCGAGUACGUGAAGGCCCUGAAGACCAUCGUCGAGAAGGAGAAGGCGGUGUACUACAUUCCGGUGUCAGCAGCGAACGCGGCGUACUACGACGCUCUGGCGAAACCGCACCUGGAGAUCGCCGGAUGCGAGUGCUUCGUCCCAGGUGCCUGCGAGGUCACCGCCCUGGACGACCCCCUGGAGCUCCUGAGGAGGUGCAGGCUGCUGGGGCUGACUAAUCCGAUCCACUUCGUCCUGAGGUCCACCGAGGAUGUAACCACCCUCUAUGAGACCGGCGCCCUCAGGUCGGGACGUCACGUGAUGCUGGCGGCGGGUCCGGCCGGCAUGCGGGAUCGAGCCAAAGUCCAGCUGCCGCUCAACGCCGAGGAGUUCAGGAACAUGCGGCAGGAGAUCAGCGAGAGGCGGCCGUGGGUGGUGAUCCGCGAUCCCGGCGGUCCGCACUUCAUCACCUGCACGACCGUCAAGGACUCCAGGGUCGUGGCCAACGUGACCUGCAGGGUCGACGAGGACAGGGGCCUGAUCCCCGAGGUCCGCGCUGACGUCACCCAGUGGCUGGACAGGUUCUUCGCGAGGUCCUUCAGCAGCAGGAUCAACGGACACCUCAGCUUCAGGCUCGUAAUCUCAGGUGACGACGAAAUCGUCACCAUUGGGUGCCGCGUCGGCGUCGGCAUGCCCUACGUCUGCCUGACCAGCGUUCAUCCGAGGCUGGUCUGGCGGCCCUGCAGGCACUUCUCCAGGCAGCAUUCGGGCCCGCUACUCGUCGGUGAAGCCUACGACGGACGGGACGCAUUCUCCAGUGCCAUCAAACAGGCGUCGAGUCUGAAGGCGAGUCCGCAUCGCUGCGCUAUUGAUAAGAGAGAAGCGCUCUUCGUCUACUGGGAUCCGCUACCCUAUUGUGUUUACUAUCAUCUUCAGUUGCCACUUCUGAGGAUUGCUGGGGCCAUUCGCGAACGCACACAGCACAAUCCACCGUUGGCGGUUGUUGUGCAGUGAUUUGGGGAUCGCGGGUCAAAAUGACACACGCAAAUGUUAACACAAAUAAAUUCAAUGCAAUUGCAACGCAAUUAAAAUGAAAUUAUCAACGGGGUCAUCGAAAUCAAUAAAUAUUCACUUCUGGCAUGAGAAUUCAUUAAAUGAAAGAUUAAAAAAAUAUGAACAAUACAGUGAAUUGCAUCGAUACGUGAGGAAGUAUAAAAUAUCGAAAGAAAAGAACGAUAAUCCAGUGUAUUGCGGCAAUAAAUGAACACAUUAAAUGAGUACAUCGGCAGAUUCAAUAAAUUGACAUCGAAUUACAAUUAAACUAAUCACAAAAAAUAAUAUCAUACUAGGCAACACUUCACAGUUUCUUUGAAAUCAACACCCAAUACUCAUAAUCACAAAAUAGUAUAUUUUGGGAUAUCUGUCUCAAAAGUGCACUUUUCGAAACGAUUUAGUGUGCGUAAAACAGUUGUUUUCCGCACCGCGUGCGUAAACUUCACGAGCGUACGAAAACAACCACAUUACCCCCACUACCGUUCCGAACAGUGAACUCGGCAGGUACCACAAAAAAUAGGAUGUGUUACACGUGCGUGUGAAAAAGUGGAACUUUACGCACUAGUAACAAAAUAUACUAUUUCGUCAAUUAUUAUUUUGGUGUUUUCGUAUAUUUUGGCCGUGUGACGAACGAUAUUUUUUAUCAGCACGGCUGUAGGUAGUGAUUUACGGAAUCGUUGCGGCGGGAAUGAUAAAAAAUAUUAUCAUCAACAAUACUUAUUCGAAUGUCAAUUACGCUGACGAUUCAGGUACUCUGAGAAUACUCUGAGGGAUCAUGUUACUAAUCUCUUAAUUAUUAUCACAAGUAGGGAUUACUGAGGUGACACAAAAUUCAAAUACACACACACACACACGUGUCAAAUUUGUAUAUGUUAAAUUGCCAAGUGUUGAAAAUGCAUGUGUUGAAUUUGUUUGUUAUAUUGACUGGUAAUAGAUCCAGAAAUUUUUGGUGGGAAAUCGAUUCAUCGAUAAAUCGGUCGGUAAUGAAGAGCUCCAUGCCCUUUUCCCAUCGCUCAAUCUCCGCUGCAUUUGCAUUGUCGGUUCAGUUGAUUUAUCGAAAUGUUGUGAAAUAUUUAUUGAAGUCCUUGUUUUUCACUCUGUGAAAUAGGGAUUUGUACGGACAAUACAAGUGAACUGUGGCGCGAUCUGAUUUGCCGGGAGUUUUAAUUAAAUUCCGAAACAGUUUGAAAAUAAGAGACAAUUAAUUAAUUUGUUUUAAUGUGGAGACAUUCGUCGGGAUAAUGAGGCAUUAAUGGUGGAUCUGUCUUGGGUCAUGAGUGUCACUAUUAUCGUGUAUUUAAACGGAUCGAUUUGAUUUUUUCAUUAUUUUUUUUUUAAUUUACGAUGAUGAGCUGCAAGUGUGUGGGUAAUGCUUGAGGUUUUAAUGAUAUUAAAAAAUGAGAGACUGAAAGAGAUGCGGACUGAGUGGAAAACAUUUCACUGCAUUAUCGCAAUGCCUCGCUGAUACGUCGGAAUUUUAUUCGCGAAAGUCCAAAAGCAUUUUGUCAUGAGAAAACGCCGUUUUUUUCUUCUUUGACGAGAUGAUUUAUCUGUUAUUGUAUGAUGAUAUUGUACAAAUUAAUUUUUUAAGGGUAGACUUAAGGAUUUUUUAGCUAUUGUAAUAGUAUUUGUACAGAAUAUAUUGAAAAUCAAAGGUGA